This is a messenger RNA of Raphanus sativus (radish), 779 nucleotides long. RefSeq names its product MLP-like protein 328. Bases 240 to 686 code for a protein of 148 amino acids. The record is from RefSeq and is a predicted model, not a curated record. Gene Ontology annotation, biological process: defense response. Lineage: Eukaryota; Viridiplantae; Streptophyta; Magnoliopsida; Brassicales; Brassicaceae. The transcript is spliced from 2 exons.
AUUAAUAAUCAAGGGUUGUUACCAUUCUAAAAAUUUUAUGUGUUUUUUCCUCAAAAUUGAUGAAGUUGUCUACUAAGAAAUAGUCUUGAUGCACACCUUAAUGGUUAUCAAGUUUAUGCAUUGAGGACAUAGCAAGCUACAUUCUCAUCUGCCGGCUGAUAUAUGUCCCUUUCUCGAAGUAUUAAAGAUAUAUAAGACAACACAAGAGUAACUGUGAUAAACUAGAAAAUUGUGGAGCCAUGGCGGUAAUUGAGACUCUCGACCUAGAGAUCCAAGUGAACAUGCCGGCCGAUAGAUUUUUCAACAGUUUCAAGAAUAAAGAAGGAAGUUUCACAGACAAGACAGAAGCAGUUUCCAUUCAUCAUGACGAUACCAACUCCAACUCUUCGAUUCAAAUCUGGAAUCUCAUCGUAGAUGGAAAGAUGGAGCAGAUUAAGGAGAAGACAGAGGUUGAUGAAGAGAACAUGUCGGUUUCUUUCUUAGCUAUGGAAGGAGAUGUGUUAGAGCAGUACAAGAGCUACAAGAUAACACUUGACGUUGUUCCUAAAGAUGAUGGAGUUUGUAUUGCCAAGUGGAAAUGGGAAUACGAGAAGCUAAACGACGGCGUUCCUCCUCCUACCAAAUAUGUUGCCUUCGUUGCAGAUUACACGCGUGACCUCGAGACUAGGUUGUUGUCUGAAUCAUAAACAUCUCACUACCGUCGUCUUCGAGUUUGCUUGUUAAAAUAAAAUCAAAUCUUGUUAUCCAAGGAUCUUUGUUUUGGUGCCUCUUGGGACUUG